AUGGAAGCUCCUCCCCAAGGUUACCGCAGGAAUGUCGGCAUUUGUCUCAUCAACGAUUCUAAGAAGAUUUUUGCUGCUUCAAGGUUAGAUAUACCCAAUGCUUGGCAAAUGCCGCAGGGUGGUAUUGAUGAGGCUGAAGAUCCAAGAACUGCAGCCAUGAGGGAAUUAAGAGAAGAGACAGGAGUUAAUUCAGCAGAAAUUCUUGCAGAGGUACCUUAUUGGUUAACCUAUGAUUUCCCACCAGAAGUUCGGGCAAAACUUCAGCAACAAUGGGGAUCAGACUGGAAAGGCCAAGCACAGAAGUGGUUUCUUCUUAAGUUCACUGGGAAGGAUGAAGAAAUCAAUCUUUUAGGUGAUGGAAGUGAAAAACCUGAGUUUGGGGAGUGGUCAUGGAUGUCAGCAGAACAAAUUAUUGAUCUUGCUGUGGAUUUCAAGAAGCCUGUCUACAAGGAAGUUCUUGCAGUUUUCGCACCCUAUCUUCAAUAA
Messenger RNA from Prunus armeniaca (apricot), 486 nucleotides. Lineage: Eukaryota; Viridiplantae; Streptophyta; Magnoliopsida; Rosales; Rosaceae. The record is from the annotation of a GenBank genome assembly.